This is a messenger RNA of Chrysochloris asiatica (Cape golden mole), 1935 nucleotides long. It is a transcript of the gene MX2, whose product is annotated as myxovirus (influenza virus) resistance 2 (mouse). The record is from RefSeq and is a predicted model, not a curated record. Lineage: Eukaryota; Metazoa; Chordata; Mammalia; Afrosoricida; Chrysochloridae. The coding region runs from base 1 to 1935 and encodes 644 amino acids. Gene Ontology annotation, biological process: defense response to virus. Gene Ontology annotation, molecular function: microtubule binding; GTP binding; GTPase activity. The transcript has 13 exons. Gene Ontology annotation, cellular component: membrane; cytoplasm; microtubule.
AUGGCAACAGAAAAAGACAGAAGACAGUCAAGAACAAAGGAGACCAAGAGCAUCCUCUGCAGCCACUAUGAGGAGAAGGUGCGCCCCUGUAUCGACCUCAUCGAUUCCCUGCGGGCCCUGGGCGUGGAGAAGGACCUGGCCCUGCCUGCCAUCGCUGUCAUUGGGGACCAGAGCUCUGGCAAGAGCUCAGUGCUGGAGGCUCUGUCUGGGGUCGCCCUACCCAGGGGCAGUGGUAUUGUCACUAGGUGUCCACUGGUGUUGAAACUGAAAAGACAGCCUCCUGAGUAUGGAUGGAAAGGAAAAAUCAGUUAUAGGAACAUGGAACACCAACUGGACCAUCCCAAUCUGGUGGAGAAAGUUAUAUGGGACGUCCAGAAUAUUAUCGCUGGGCAGGGUGUGGGCAUUAGCCAUGAACUCAUCAGCCUGGAGAUCAACUCCCCGGAUGUUCCAGACCUGACCCUCAUUGAUCUUCCCGGCAUCACCAGGGUGGCUGUGGGGAAUCAGCCCCUAGACAUUGGAAUACAGAUCAAGUCGCUCAUCAAAAAGUACAUCGAAAGACAGCAGACGAUCAACUUGGUGGUGGUACCCUGUAAUGUGGACAUCGCGACUACAGAGGCACUCAGCAUGGCUAGGGAAGUAGACCCUGAUGGAGACAGAACCAUAGGCAUCCUAACCAAACCAGAUCUAGUGGACAAGGGUGCUGAGCAAAACAUCCUGAAUGUGGUGUACAAUCUCACCUACCACCUCAAGAAAGGCUACUUGAUUGUGAGGUGCCGGGGCCAAAAAGAGAUCACUGACAAACUGAGCUUGGCAGAGGCGACCAAGAGAGAAAUUAGCUUCUUUCAAGCACAUCCGAAUUUCAGAGUUCUCCUGGAGGAAGGAAAGGCCACGGUGCCUCGUGUGGCUGAAAAACUGACUGCUGAGCUCAUCAUGCACAUCAAAAAAUCUCUCCCGGUAUUAGAGUGUCAAAUCAAAGAGAGCCACCAGAGGGCAAUAGAGGAGCUGCGUCAAUGUGGCGGUGAUGUCCCAGACCAUGAAGUAGAUAAAAUGUUCUUUCUGAUUGAGAAAAUUAAGACGUUCAAUCAACACAUUGAAAAACUAGUGGAAGGAGAAGAAGUUGUAAAGGACAAGGAGACACGGUUAUUUAAUAAAAUCAGAAAGGAAUUUAAAAACUGGGAACUCAUACUUGCAGCCAAUACACAAAAAGUUAAAAGUGUAAUCCAAGAAGAAGUCACAAAAUAUGACAAUCAGUUCCGAGGCAAAGAACUUCCCGAAUUUGUCAACUAUAAGACGUUUGAGACCAUCGUGCGGCAGUACAUCCAACAACUGGUAGACCCAGCCUUAGACAUUCUCCAGAAAAUCAUUGAUAUUAUCCAUCAGGCUUUCACUGAUACAGCCAAAAAUCAUUUUGCUGAAUUUUCCAACCUGAAUCAAACAGCCCAGAGCUUGAUUGAAGACAUAAAAGCAAAACAAGCAGAAACAGCAGAAAAUCUAAUCAAGCUUCAGUUCAGAAUGGAGCAGAUGGUUUUUUGCCAAGAUCAGAUUUACAGUGGGAUCCUAAAGAAAGUCAGAGAAGAGAUGUCUAACUCAAUGGCAAAGCAGCUACAGUUUUUUCAGGUGAAAAAUUCAAAAAGUGUUGAUUGCCCAACGUCUUCAACUUCCUCCAUCAAUGAAAUGGGUGUGCACCUGAAUGCGUAUUUCAUGGGAACCAGUGUCCGGCUUGCCAACCAGAUCCCAAUCAUAAUUCAGUACUUCCUUCUCCAAGAGAAUGGUGAUUGCCUGCAAACGUCCAUGAUGCAGGUUUUACAGGGAAAAGACCACUACAUCUGGCUAUUACAAGAGCAAGCCGAGACGGCCACCAAGAGGCUGUUCCUCAAGGAGAGGAUUUACCGGCUCACACAGGCAAGGCGUAAGCUCAGUGGAUUCUGCAUUUAA